AUGCCAUUCCUUGCCAACUUACCAGAAGCGCUGGCCCACUUCAAGAAGGAGGGGCGAAGACUACAUGAGGAGGAACUCAGCCUAUUCAGAGAGCUUCAGUCUGAUGUGCGGCGCGCAUUGGAGAAGGGCUAUGACACCCAGUCUUUCACACGAACGUUCCUGGAGAACAGGGACAGCUAUCAGCUUUCGGAUGAUGAGGCGGCCUACGUGAUCGGCACCUUGUUUGAGGCUGGAAGCGGAACCACGGCGGCGGCCAUGAUGUCGUACUGUCUCACCAUGUGA
This is a messenger RNA of Fusarium verticillioides 7600, 282 nucleotides long. RefSeq lists its product as hypothetical. The record is from RefSeq and is a predicted model, not a curated record. The transcript has a single exon. Lineage: Eukaryota; Fungi; Ascomycota; Sordariomycetes; Hypocreales; Nectriaceae. Gene Ontology annotation, molecular function: oxidoreductase activity, acting on paired donors, with incorporation or reduction of molecular oxygen; heme binding; monooxygenase activity. Bases 1 to 282 code for a protein of 93 amino acids.